UUCUUUCUUCUUUCCAUCCCUGAUACUCUCUCUCUCUGGCGCCCCCCCUCUCUCUAAGUUCUUGUUUCUUGCUGCCUGGGAGGCCUCUUCUUCAGUUUCUUCUCUAACAUCUCUUUUAAACAACUGAAAUCAUCUUGAUGUCCUGAUAACUCAAGCAAGAUAUACACAAAUAUUGCUUGAUUAACAUCGUAAAGAGCAGAAAUUACGAGAGAUGAGUUGUAAUGGUUGCCGGGUUCUUCGAAAGGGAUGCAGCGAGAGCUGUAUUUUGAGGCCCUGUUUGCAGUGGAUUGAGAGCGUUGAAGCCCAAGGCCACGCCACUGUCUUCGUAGCCAAGUUCUUCGGCCGCGCCGGCCUCAUGUCCUUCAUCUCCGCCGUCCCGGAAAACCAAAGGCCUGCUCUUUUCCAGUCCUUGUUGUUUGAAGCUGCCGGGAGAACAGUGAACCCCGUAAACGGGGCGGUGGGGCUUCUCUGGACCGGCAACUGGCACGUCUGCCAGGCCGCGGUGGAGACCGUACUCCGCGGUGGCUCGGUGAAGUCAAUUCCAGAGCUUCUAGGAGGUGCAUCGGAGCCCGACGAUGCUUCUGAGUGCACCGACAUGUUCAGGCUCCAAGAUCCUGGCCUCAGUUCAGAGCCCAAGGUGCAGAAACGUCGGCGUUCGCCGGACGAGCCGGCUAAGGUCAUGCAGUUAGCUGAUCUUGAUCUCAGCCUGACGCCGGGUUUCCAGGACAAAAGAAGCAGCACGUUGCCUGAAAAGCGGCGGCCCGUAAGCCCGUCAAUGUAUUCCGAAGAAUCUGUGACGACAACUUGUGGAGAUCAGCCCGCAACCGAAAUAAAGCUUCUCAACUUGUUUAAUUGAUCAACCUGUACUCAACUUCAUGCUAUCAGCUAUAGCUUUUUUAUUCUUUUACCGUUUUCUUAGUUUAAUUUGCCCUGACGGGUACCCGGAAUUUUACUCCGGCGAGGUUUUGUAAAUCGCCGGCACAAGAUUUCUGUCUUUAAAGGAUGGGAAAAUGAAUGUUUCGCCGGCGAUUAAUCCUUUCUUUCUUACUAGCUUGUGUAAUUCCUAAUGAGUGUCGGACUUGAAUAAUUGAGUUGAUUUCAACUUUUUCUUACUUUCUUGGCAUCAACA
Sesamum indicum (sesame) is the source of this 1129-nucleotide messenger RNA. RefSeq names its product LOB domain-containing protein 37. The record is from RefSeq and is a predicted model, not a curated record. Gene Ontology annotation, biological process: regulation of gene expression. NCBI's taxonomy places the organism in Eukaryota, Viridiplantae, Streptophyta, Magnoliopsida, Lamiales, Pedaliaceae.